Molecule: messenger RNA, 731 nt
Organism: Sesamum indicum (sesame)
Lineage: Eukaryota; Viridiplantae; Streptophyta; Magnoliopsida; Lamiales; Pedaliaceae
Product: Serine/Threonine-kinase
Source: RefSeq, a predicted model, not a curated record
UCUCUCUCACACACAUUCAUUCUUUCUGAUUUCUUUCUUCUCUUCAUCCCCCAACAAAUGUCCAUCUCAACUCCCUUUCUUCUCCAUCUCCCUCACACUCACUUCUGUCUCCUUUGUUCAUGCAAGAUCCCAAGAACUCAUCAAACUCAAGGAAACCUUGGUACCAAAGAGCAAUAGAGAUGGCAACGUCAUGGAAAACCCUACCAAAACCUCCUCAAUUUCCCAACAACAAUGACAACCUCUACAAAACAACCUCAAAAACAAAUGACAUCAACCCCACAACAAACUCUACUAGGAAGCUAAGAAAAUGCACAUCUUUGAGGGUGGCAACGUCGUUCACUCGAGUGUGUCUGUGCGCCCCAAUCUCCUCCUACACCGAGGUUUUCCAGGCCGACGUCCCUCCCAGAAGGAGCUACAGCUACCCUAGGUCGAAGCCCUUGAUCCACACGCCACAAGAACUCAGAAGCACCCCGAGUGGGAGGAUGAUAUCGAUGAGCGUGGAAGGGAGGAAGAUUUUUCGUGGAAAAUCGUUGACGGAUGAUGUCUUGAUGAGGAGGUUUGUGGUGGAGGAAGAAGCCAUGAUGCAAGUGAGGAGGAGGAAUGAGAUGGAGAUUAUUAGGAGAAGAAGUUGUGUGAGGAGGAAGAAGCUUGGCCCUAGUCCCUUGAGUAGAAUGGUUUUGGCUGAGGAGGAGGAAUGAUCAUACACACAAUGGAUGUGCUAUAAGUCCUUU